Aegilops tauschii subsp. strangulata is the source of this 3268-nucleotide messenger RNA. NCBI's taxonomy places the organism in Eukaryota, Viridiplantae, Streptophyta, Magnoliopsida, Poales, Poaceae. The record is from RefSeq and is a predicted model, not a curated record.
ACACCCCGCGCAACGCGACACCGGAUCAGCAUCUCGUGUCUGUCUACGUCACGGGCCACGGGUCAGGCACGCGAUGCGAUCGCCGUCCUUCCUUCCUCCUCCCUCCCCUCAUCAUAACCCCGAAUCUCCUCUCCGCGCGGCGCGGGCGUCUCCCUGCUGCUUCCCCUCCCUCGCGUAAAAAAAGAGAGAGGCGACCGAAAUCCUAACGGCCUGCCGCCUCAUCCCCUCGCCGCCGUCCCCCCUCUGGAGGUCCGCACGGGCGUCGAUUCUUCUUCCGCUGGCGUUUCACUACAUUUAAACACGCAGAAUGCCUCGGGGGCGAGGCUCGUCUGUGUCAACACACGAGAAGCUUAAUGUUGAUGCAGCAGUCGAUUCUGAUAAAGAUAACAGCAGGCAUAAGAGGAGCGCUUAUUUGUUGCUGGGGUUGUUUAUACUUUUCCUUCAUGGAUCCUGGUCUGUUUACCGUAUGCAGUUUGCAAAUCUUCCUUUGCCCCUUGGUGCCGAGCAGGCUGGUAAGCGGGGGUUCUCAGAGGCUUCUGCCCUUAAGCAUGUGAAGUACUUGACAGGCCUGGGUCCUCAUCCAGUUGGUUCAGAUGCCCUCGAUCUUGCUGUGCAGUAUGUGUAUGCAGAAGCAGAGAAAAUAAAGAAGACAGCUCAUUGGGACGUUGAUGUUCAAGUGGAGCUGUUCCACACAGAUAUUGGUGCAAAUCGUCUAGCUGGUGGUCUUUUCAAGGGAAAAACACUCUUGUACUCAGACCUUAAGCAUGUGAUCCUCAGAAUUGUUCCCAAGUAUUUACCGGAAGCUGAAGAAAAUUUGAUUCUUGUCUCUUCUCAUAUUGAUACAGUUUCCACAACGGAAGGUGCCGGAGAUUGCAGUUCAUGUGUAGGAGUCAUGCUAGAGAUGGCACGGGGAGUGGCUCAAUGGGCGCAUGGGUUCAAGAGUGGCGUCCUGUUUCUGUUCAACACAGGGGAAGAAGAGGGUCUUGACGGGGCCCACAGUUUUAUAACUCAGCACCACUGGAGAAAUUCAGUACGUUUUGCUGUCGAUCUGGAAGCUAUGGGUAUCAGUGGGAAAUCCACCCUUUUUCAGGGUACUCACCAGUGGGCUUUGGAGAGCUUUGCUGCUGUAGCGAAAUACCCAUCUGCUCAGAUAGCUACACAGGAUGUUUUCCGUUCUGGAGCAAUAAAAUCUGCUACUGAUUUCCAAAUAUAUGAGGAGGUUGCUGGUCUUCCUGGCCUUGAUUUUGCAUAUACAGAUACGACAUCCGUGUAUCACACAAAGAAUGACAAAAUGGAGCUCCUACAACCAGGAUCCCUUCAGCAUAGUGGAGAAAAUAUGCUUGCCUUCCUACUACAUGCUGCUUCAUCACCAAAAUUUAUGAAAGAUGCACACCAGGCAAAGCAAGACAGCACAGAGCAGAAGAAGGCUAUUUUUUUCGACAUUCUGGGCAAGUACAUGGUGGUCUAUCCACAGCGACUAGCAACCAUGUUUCACAACUCAAUAAUAUUUCAGUCACUUCUGAUAUGGGGAACAUCACUGCUUAUGGGCGGACGUCCUGGUCUUGUGUCCUUUGGAAUAUCAUGUUUGAGCAUUAUUUUGACGUUGAUAUUUUCUAUCUUCUUACCGGUUGUGGUGGCAUUUGCCCUGCCGCAUAUUUGUCCCUUUCCUGUUCCAUUUGUUGGAAAUCCAUGGUUAGUUAUUGGCUUAUUUGGUUCACCUGCACUGCUUGGUGCAUUCAUUGGUCAGCAUUUUGGAUUUAUUCUCCUGAAGAGGCACAUUCAAGAAGUGCAUUCAAGAACAAAGCCAGGUCUAACUGGUAACACAAUGGAUUACAUUGUUGGCCUGGAAGCUGAGAGGUGGAUUUUCAAAUCUGGUUUUGUCCAAUGGCUUAUAGUUUUGAUACUCGGAACCUAUUUGAAGGUCGGAGCAUCCUAUAUAGCACUCAUCUGGCUUGUUUCGCCUGCUUUUGCAUAUGGUCUUAUGGAAGCAACACUAACUCCUGUGAGGUCACCUAAACAGCUUAAGGUCUUUACGUUGGUCCUGGCUUUGGCUGUGCCAGUUAUGUCAUCUGCUGGUUUGUUUAUUCGCUUGGUAGAUGUGAUGGUUGGCAGUAUUGUACGUGCUGAUAGGAACCCUGGCGGACUACCAGACUGGCUUGGAAAUGUAGUAGUUGCUGUUGCCAUUGCUAUAGUCGUGUCCUUCACGUUUGUGUAUCUUCUUUCAUAUGUCCAUAUUUCAGGUGCGAAAAAAACACUUCUUUCUGUGUUGUGUGCAUUCUUUGGUCUUGCCCUUGUACUGGUAUCAAGUGGCAUUGUUACAGCAUUCACAGAGGAUAUUGCUCGUUCUGUAAAUGUUGUGCAUGUUGUUGAUACUACAAGAAUGAACGAUGGAAACACAGAACCAUUAUCCUAUGUUUCCCUGUUCUCGAACAUGCCUGGAAAGUUGACACAGGAAUUGAUGGACCUAAGAGGGGAAGAGUUUUCUUGCGGAAGGAAUAUGACAACUGAUUUUGUGACAUUUACCGUGAAGUAUGGCUGCAGGAGUUACAAAGGGAGCAAUGCUGGAUGGAGCAAAUCAGAAGUUCCAGUGCUCCAUGUUGAAAGUGAUUCUGCUGCCGAUGAUGCCCGCAAAACAGUAGUAUCAGUUGAUACCAAGUCAUCUACACGGUGGUCGCUCGCAAUCAAUAUGCAGGAAAUUGAUGACUUCACUAUCCAAGUGGAGUCAGAUAAGUUGGUUCAACUGGGUGGUAAGAGCGAGGUCGAUGGAUGGCAUACAAUCCAGUUUGCAGGCGGCAAGAACGCACCAACGAAAUUCCAGCUAACCCUUGUCUGGUCAAGUAAUGCGACACAGGCAUCUCCAAAGGAAGCUAACGCAGAGGACCCUCCUCUCCUGGUAAAACUAAGAACGGACGUGAAUAGGGCCACGCCGAUGGUCGAGACGGUUCUCGAGAAGCUUCCACGCUGGUGUGCAGCUUUCGGCAAGUCGACAUCCCCUUACACGCUGGCGUUCUUGACCGCUCUUCCUGUCAAUAUUUAGGCGACGCACAUUGUGUGCCCCGACAUUGUAGGGUAUUAACAGUUUGACAUAGUGUUGAUCUACGCUGUAUCUAGCUAUUCGUAUUAGAUUCAAUUGCAUUCGUAGCUUCAAACUUAGAGGGCGGCCCUGUGUGGAAAAUGUGUCUGAUGAAUGAAUGGCCGGUCUGUUUGAUGUCGAAAAACUUGAGGUUAGAGUGGUGGUUGCAAUAUAGACAGGUGGUGUUUGAUGUUA